Molecule: messenger RNA, 2206 nt
Organism: Puccinia graminis f. sp. tritici CRL 75-36-700-3
Lineage: Eukaryota; Fungi; Basidiomycota; Pucciniomycetes; Pucciniales; Pucciniaceae
Exons: 3
Coding region: 178-1737 (519 amino acids)
Biological process (GO): protein import into peroxisome matrix, docking
Cellular component (GO): peroxisomal membrane; peroxisomal importomer complex; peroxisome
Molecular function (GO): protein binding
Source: RefSeq, a predicted model, not a curated record
CUUGGAGCAAGUCGCCGGCAGCAAACUGGCUCAACAGAAAUUCAAACUCCACUGGCAUCCAAAAAAAAACCAACCACUUCAAAGAACAAGACAACAUAAACGAACUCAAAAUAUAUUUGAAGUCAACGGACUGAAAACAGAAAACAAAAACACGACAAAAGAGUGGACGAGGAAGCGAUGGCCGUCUCGCCUCCUAAACCAUGGGAACGUGCAGGGAAUAACAGCACCACGACCAGCUCCUCACUCACAAAUCAACCCACUACUCCAUCAUCAUCAUCAACAAACUCCUCCGACCAGAACGUACCAAGCCUUCCUCCUAGACCAUCCACCUUGCUCGAUUCAAACUCAAACUCACUCCAACCUUCUAGUAGCCCACUCAAUCCAGCCGGUUAUUCCUCGUCGUUUGCUGGAGGAAGUCCCUAUUCAUCCAGAUACGGAGGAGGAUACGGCAUGUCUUCGGGCUAUGGCGGCUAUGGUGGCACCUCGCCCUACGGUGGUUAUUCGAGGAUGGGUGGGCUGGGCUCCUACGGUGGACUCAACUCAUACGGAGGAGGGUAUGGUGGCUACGGUGGCGGGAUGGGAUACGGAGGUCUAGGUGGAUUCGGCGGGAUGGGUGGAUAUGGGGGAAUGAACAAUCAGAUGGGCAUUAAUGGCCCAGUCGACCCAUCGAUGAUCCAACCAACACUCAGCCAAACGCUCGCCAAUUCAACUCAAUCCACCUUCCAACUCCUCGAAUCCCUCGUCAUGGCCUUCUCUGGCUUCAGUCAACUACUCGAAUCUACCUUCAUGAUGACCCAUUCGAGUUUCUUCACCUUUAUCCAACUGAUCGAACAAUUCAACCUCUUCAAAUUUAGCAUCGGCAAGAUCCUAAGCUUAUUCGAUCUGCUCAAAUGGGCCAAAGGCUUUAUCACCGGUACCAACAGCUCAUCAGAUCGAAACCCUUGGUCUGACACUUUCAAAAACUUCGAUCCGAGGAACUUGGCCGGCUCUUCCGAAGGCAAAGGUACCAAUACACCCCGACCAUCACGAAAACCGAUCGUCAUCUUCUUCUUGACGGUUUUCGGAAUCCCUUACCUGAUGAACAAACUGGUCCGAUCGAUCAUCAACAAACAGAAACAGCGACAAUCCGCCUUCCCUCCCAAUCCGUUAAACCCCUCGAUCUCAAACGAGCAGCAAGUCACACUCUCAGUCGAUCCUAGCAAGCUGACCUUCGUCAAGGCUAUUCAUCCUUAUCAUCCCACCACUCGAGAGGAGGACAUCAAUCAACUGAAUCCGAUCGAGAAGGAGUUGAAGUUUGAGAAGAACGAGGUGAUUGCGGUGCUCUUACCGAUGUCGAUCGAAGAGAGAAGGUCGAUGGGAUGGUGGAAAGGUCGAACGAGGGACGGCCGGAUCGGCUGGUUCCCGAAGAACUAUGUCGAGGAAAUCCUCAUCAACCAGCCUCCUCCCUCCUCCCCAUCCCCUUUUGCCCAACAACAGCAACAGCAACAACAACAUCAUCAUCAUCAGACAGCUCAAAAGGACAACAAAGCUCAUCGAACCGUCCAAUUCGAGGACUCCAAACCGGCUCAGAACGGGCCCAUCAAGCCUGACCAACAAUCGCUUCCCCUAAAAGACACUCAGAACACUCAAUCUACUCCAGCUUUCCAGAAAGAAAACGACGAGCUGGAUUCAGAUGACCGUCCAACUCAUCCACAGAAUCAUCGACAAAGAUUGGGCAUGACUACAAUGAAAUACUAAACCCUUCGAUAUGCUGCUCCUUUCCCCUUCCUCUCCUCAAAACCGUCCUACAUUCUUUUGUCUUUUUUGUGCCUGCUUUUUUUGGUUUUCUACUCACACCUAACUAAAUCAAGAUGGUUGUUUGGAUCAUUCUUAAUUUUUUUGGUUUCAUAUAUACUUUUAUUUCAAUUGUUUUCUACUGACAAGUGGUAUAUUUGUGGGUUUUGGGGGUGAGUGAGGGAUGGUGAAAGAGAGAAUUUCGAGCAUGAUUCCAUUUUUUUUGUACACGAGCUCGUUACAUUAUCUCCAUAUAUAAUUGAUCAAUGUCAUUUUUCUCUAUUCUCUCAAAAGAAGACAAAGAAAGCAAGAGAAAAAGAUUGAAUGUAUGUAUCCUGUUAGUUAUAUACUCUUUGUUAUGUAAUGUCAUUUUUACUAUUUUUAUUUGAUUUGAUUUGUCUUUUGAUAAGAAAUGAACUUUUGAAUGUGUGGA